This is a messenger RNA of Oppia nitens, 1246 nucleotides long. Its product is annotated as hsp70-binding protein 1-like. The record is from RefSeq and is a predicted model, not a curated record. Lineage: Eukaryota; Metazoa; Arthropoda; Arachnida; Sarcoptiformes; Oppiidae.
AGUWGUUGUUAUACACAAACACACAGACAGUGUGUAUAUUGAAAACCAAAACAACAAUCAAUCAAAAAAUAAAAAGGAGUUGUGUUUUAGUCAUACCAUUGAAGUCAGACAAAUAAAUCCCAUUUUACAGAUCCAACUGAUCCAUCCAUYCAUCUAUUCAUCAAUCAUGUCCUCCAACGAUGACGGUUCAGAUMGGCCACCGCCRCCSCGAAACCCGCCGGGAAACUUUCAGGACCUGYUAMGGCUGUGUAUGUCUACUGUACCGCAAGAUCCCGACGAAGAUGAUGGUAAUAAUAGACUACAAUCACCGCAAGCCAUGGAACCGGACGAUCGCGAAUGGCUAUCGUCGGCACUGUCGUCGAUGACUACGAGCGUUGUCCAAGAAAUGGCUGCCAACAUCAAGACCGUCCAGGACGGAUUGGCCGAAUCGGGCACCGGCGGCUGAUGGCCGUCUAUGGAAACCGUUGAUAAAAUCCARUCGGCCAUCGACUCACUUAUCGACCGGACCGGCAAUUUGGACAAUGCCGGCGAUUUCUGCAAAAUUGGCGGUUUCGACAUAUUCGAGCCGCUGUUGKCCACRAAAUCCGAUGAACUCAAGUGCAGCGCCUGUGAACUGGUGGCCGAAGUWGUYCAAAACGAACCGACGUGUCAACAGCAGGCACUGGACACCGGUUUGUUGCAGUCAYUGGUUUYGUUGGUCGCCAACGAAGAGGCCAGCGAUACGGUUCGGGCCAAAAGUUUGUACGCUYUGUCGUGUUUGAUACGCGGCAACGAUCGAGCACUKGAUGUGUUCCAGAGCCGUACGGUUAACGGCUUGUCGGUACUGUUGGACGCUAUGGAGUCGGCGGGAACCGCCUCGRCUGACGGUAAACUMCGAACAAAAGCCGCUUUYCUGAUGAGCUCAUUGUGUCAGCGGCCGUCGGUUCGCGACACACUCUACGAGUUGGGUGUAUUGGAUCAGYUGAUCCGAUGUCUGAACAGYGGACACGACGGCUCACACGAACACUUGAUGUCKACAYUGCUGGCGCUGGUCGGUCACGAACAGCUACGCAAAGAUUGUCGACAUCCUGACAGACAGUURCGUCAGUUUCUGCGGCAACGUAUCGAUCAGAUCCAAWCSGACGACAAGUUUAUCGAAGAACUUGAUUACUGUCGGCAACUGUUUGAUCUGCUAUUUGUCGACAAAGACGCUCCCGAUUGUUACCGUUGAUGGCCAUCAAAGAGAAGAUAAMAAAAAUGAUUUUUU